AUGCCAAAGCACAUUAUUAUUAUGACACCUGAUGAGGAAGGAGGAGAAGUACCGUGCAAAGUUGAUGUGGAAUAUGAAUGGCUACCCCCGAGAUGCACCAGCUGUAUGACAUUGGGACACUCAGCCAAGGAGUGCACUGUCAACAAACCCAAAUCUAUCAAACCACCGGUUAAUGUGUAUGUACCCAAAGUGGGAGCACUGCGAGGCCCAAUGGUGACUAAAAGAACAAGAGACCACCCAACACCUCACACUGUGGUGAAGCAGACAGAAGACCGUGGUACCCGUCCAACUGCAGCGGGACCCAGUCGGGAAGAGAGAGUCGGCCUGUGUAUGCUAAGGCGGCCGAAUUUGGAGAGGAUCAUGCAGCAGAAGAGGGCAAAGAUGGAAUGGAUGAAGGGUGAUGACCAGUGCUCCAGAGUGUUCUUUCGUAAAAUUGCCCAAAGAAGGACUGCUAGACGAAUCAUGCAAAUUAAUGAUGCCCAAGGAAUUACAAUAACGGAACCAAAUGCAGUCAUACAUGAAUUUAUCUCCUAUUAUCAAUCCUUACUAGGGGGAGACAGGCGUCAGAGGGUGAUGGACCUUCGGUUUCUUCGACCUUGGGCGAGGCAUAUCAUAACAACUGAGGAGGCAGGCCACCUACUUGAACCGUUCAGUGCAGAGGAUAUAAAAAAAGCUGUUUUUGACAUCGGCAAGGAUAGAGCACCUGGACCUGAUGGCCCCUGCCAGGCAGCGUUUGUCCCUGGCCGGAGCAUAGGGGAUAAUGUUAUGUUAGCACAGGAACUCUUCACUGGUUACAAUCAGGCCCGACUCCCACCGAGAUGUGCUUUGAACGUUGACAUUCGGAAGGCGUAUGAGACUGUCGAAUGGAAUUUCCUGCUAUCGGUGCCUCAGCUUUUCGGUUUCCCAAAGACUUUCAGUCGAUGGGUUGAGGAGUGUAUCAGUUCACCUUCCUUUUCGGUGGGGAUGAACGGAAAGCCACAUGGAUAUUUUGCGGGUGCCAGAGGGCUUCGACAGGGCGACCCCUUAUCACCAUAUCUCUUCGUCCUUGUGAUGGAGGGAUUGGCACUGUCAUAUGCCGGCAGGGUACAAAUCAUUAAGGCUGUUCUUGUGGCUAUGGGUGUCUAUUGGGCUUCAGCAUUUAUUUUGCCAAAAGGGGUCAUUAAAAACAUUGAGAAGCGAUUGCGAGCCAUCUUAUGGAGAGGUACGGGAAAUAGUGGAUACCCUAAAGUUGCAUGGAAGGAGAUUUGCAAACCGAUGGAGGAGGGAGGCCUUGGCCUUAAGGAUAUGGGAACUCUUAAUCGAGCAUUGAUGUGCAAAAAACUCUAUGAAGUCAUCCGAUGUGAUAGGACUUCUAUUUGGGUCGAGUGGUUGCGGCAUGGCAGACUACGAGAUGAUUCGAUAUGGGCUAUCCCGGAGAAUCGUGGACCAUGGGGAUGGAAAAAAAUGUUGAGGUUGAGAGGCUGGUUACGCUCAGUGGUGGAAUAUCGCAUUGGUGAUGGAAGUGAUUUUUUCUUAUGGAAGGAUCCCUGGCAUCACCUUGGACCCCUCCUAGACAGAUUUCCGCGGGGACCCAACAGUUUGGGAUUGCAUGAGUCUACCAUGCUAUGCUCGGUUAUCUGUGAGGGUCAUUGGCACUGGCCAUUGAUCACGGACAUGGAAUGCGUGGAGAUUACACACGUGCUGCCUCGGAUCCAUGGGGGUACAGAUCGUAUUAUAUGGAAAGGCUCGAGUGGGAAACCCACUACCCAGGAUGUCUAUCGGGCUAUGAUACCAGCAGGACCGAAAGUAGAUUUAGUAGAAGAUGCCUCAGUAGUAUUCGGCGCAUUGUACGAUUCCAGUGGCCUAAUCGGGAUUGGGUCAGUGAUGUUGAAUGGGGUGCAAGAAAAUGGCGUGGGAAGCACAUCAUCAAUAUAUCCUACCGAUGCCUGCUUGGAUCGUGUGUAUACCAUAUUUGGAGGGAGAGAAACCUGA
Messenger RNA from Sesamum indicum (sesame), 1971 nucleotides. The record is from RefSeq and is a predicted model, not a curated record. NCBI's taxonomy places the organism in Eukaryota, Viridiplantae, Streptophyta, Magnoliopsida, Lamiales, Pedaliaceae.